Molecule: messenger RNA, 663 nt
Organism: Papilio machaon (common yellow swallowtail)
Lineage: Eukaryota; Metazoa; Arthropoda; Insecta; Lepidoptera; Papilionidae
Gene: ro
Product: homeobox protein rough
Exons: 4
Coding region: 1-663 (220 amino acids)
Biological process (GO): regulation of DNA-templated transcription
Molecular function (GO): DNA binding; DNA-binding transcription factor activity, RNA polymerase II-specific
Source: RefSeq, a predicted model, not a curated record
AUGAGCGAAUCAUUAAAGAAACACGAUAUGGAAAAAGACACUUCAAUUCAAGCACCUCGACCUUCAUCCCCUAGGAAAUUUUUCGCUCGUAUCUAUGGCCACUUGGAAAAACCUCAGCAACCGCAAGUGGACGAAAGAACUGAACAGAAGAAGCAAGAGUGCGACAGCGAUUCGUGUUCUGACGUGGAAGUUGAUGAGAGCGAUGGUGCGAGGAAUAGGACCCCGCAAGUUUGGGCACCACCUCCUCCUAUGCCCUUGUGUCCAAGACCCAUGUUACUUCCACACCAGCAACUAGCCUUUGGGGCAGGUUUAGCUGCGUUUUUGGCUCGAAGACGUCGCAAGGAGAGUCGACCUCGUCGUCAACGUACAACAUUCUCGGCGCACCAGACAUUACGUCUUGAGCUGGAAUAUGCAAGAGGCGAAUAUGUCGCUAGAGCAAGAAGGUGUGAACUGGCGUCCGCACUGUCCCUGAGCGAAACACAAGUCAAAAUUUGGUUCCAAAAUCGAAGAGCUAAAGACAAAAGAAUAGAGAAGGCGCAUCUUGAUCAACAAUACAGACAAUUAGCAGCGGCGUCAGGUUUCUUCCCGACUAUAAUCAGCGCGCCCUACGUCCCAACGUGUCCUUGUUUACCGGUACAUCCCCAACAAACAGUCAAGAAGUGA